Messenger RNA from Thunnus maccoyii (southern bluefin tuna), 2207 nucleotides. RefSeq names its product tandem C2 domains nuclear protein. Gene Ontology annotation, cellular component: nucleus. Bases 97 to 1527 code for a protein of 476 amino acids. The record is from RefSeq and is a predicted model, not a curated record. The transcript is spliced from 12 exons. NCBI's taxonomy places the organism in Eukaryota, Metazoa, Chordata, Actinopteri, Scombriformes, Scombridae.
CUGGUAUUUCUCUCAACUCGGCUGUGAGUGUGAACUGCGCUGCUGGAUGUGAAAAAGUUUCUCCUGUUUCAAUGAAAACACCUCAUAGUUGCAGCCAUGGAGUGCCUGAAAAACUGCUGUAAGAACUUCAUUAAGAAGAAGGAAAAGGAACAGGAGACGCAAGUGAUCUCACUGAAGAUGCCUCCUAACAAAGCAGCAGAGCCAGGACGGGAUCCGUAUGAAGGGAGGAGGACAGUCACAGAGGAUUACCUCCUAUCCAAGCUGCCCCCGGAUGGCAGAGAGGUGCCGUUUGUUCUCCCAACCUUCAAGGCGUCCUACAUCCAGCCCAGAGGCUCCCGCUACCCCAAUUUACAGUCCGGGCUGCAGAGUUCGGCCAGGUGCACGUAUGCUGAGAGAAAGGCGGAGCUGGUGGGCUCCAGUCAGGCCGUCCACAGCUCAGAGGCCGGCUUCCAUCAGGGUCAGAUGGCUGAGUAUCUUUCCCCCGGGUCGACCCGCCGUGAUACACUGAAGAACAGGAACUCCAGUCCCCAAAAUCCAAGUCCAGGUUGGACUCCGAAGCCUGGCCAGCAGCGACUUAGCAGCUCCAUGUUUGAUCUGUCCACCUCACACAGUCACAUGCAGUGCUUCGACUCUGUGUCCAGUGUUCCUAGCAGCAAUUCCUCCAUGAUGGGGUCCAUUGAAAGCAGCCUGGACUCCAUCACUCUGUCAGGGGAUGAACGUGAGCUGGGGAAGGUGUGCGUUCGUCUGAACUACCAAGAGGCCCUGGAGCAGGUGUGGAUCACCCUGGUCCAGUGUUCAGACCUCAACCUUCCUCUGGAUGGAGCAGAACAACAAAAGAUUGGAUUUAAAGGGAUCAUCACCAUCCCCAAACCAAUACAGUUCAAGAGCUCAGUCAAGGAGUACUUUCAGGAUACAUGCUUCAUGGAGACCUUUGUGUUUGCGCUGCGUCUCCAGCAGCUGCGUUGUAGCGCCUUGGUGCUGCGGCUGCAGACGCACAGCCCCAAAAAACGUACGGUGGCGGAGUGCGUCCUCUCCCUGCGACAGCUCGGCCCUGAGGAGACAGAACACUGGCUGGACCUCAACCCUCCCUCCAAAUCCUCUGUGUGCCACUCCGAGCUACAUCUCACCACCUGCUUUCAGCCGGUCAACGGACGCAUCCAGCUUCAAAUCCUCGCCGCCCAAAACCUCCCAGCAUCCUCCUCACCACUCACCCAAGCAUUUUUUGUCAAGGUGGAGAUGCACCAGUUGGGGCGGGUGGUGAUGAACAAGAAGACUCGUGUGCUGAAGGCCUCUGGGGGUCAGUGUCAGUGGACGGAGACGUUUCACUUCUUCCUGGCUGCCUUAGACCACGCCUGCUCGCUGUCAGUCAAACUCUACAGCCGCAGCUCAGUUAGGAGGAAACAGUGUCUCGGACAGGUUCAGCUGGGAUUCGACAGCCCUGUCCCAGAAGCUGUGGAGCAGUGGAAGGACAUGAUGGCUCACCCAGAGAAAGUGGUGACAGCGUGGCACAGGCUGAGCGCUCCUUAAACCUCGUCCCCUAAUUUCCUUUUUACUCACUGUGGACAUACAGUAAUGAUCUUGCGCUGCAGGUCCUGCUACGCCUGCUUGCUUUUCCAGUUGACCAACUGCAGUCUGGUACGCUGAUAGGCAGUCGACUCUGAUGGACUGGACUGUAAACUACUGAACGUGCUCUGAAUGCCCUGGGAGACCAGAUUUCCACAGAGAUGCUUCAGGUGCUGAGUGAUCGGUUGUAAAUAGGGGUUUCGAACAAACCGUAGCUGCUGGAAAAGGUUUUAUGUAGGUAAAAUUAAGGAUUUUUCUUAAGGAGAAACAAUAGAGCAUUUGCUUAAUUAACAACAAGUCAGCAUAGCAUUUAGCUGUAUAUAAUGCUGGAUUUUGUAUGUUACUGCUUUUUAGUGAGAUCCUUGUUACUCUGUUUCAGCUGGAUCGAAAGUUUACAAGCAGAGUGAGUGACCAUAAAGCAAAACUCAUUGAGGAAAAAUUUACAUGUCAUCUUAAUUCCCUAUAAGGUGAGCUACAGUAGAAGGUUUUUAUCUCUAAUUUAACUACAUAGGCUAUAAUGUUACUGUACAAUACAGCAGCACCUGUAUCAAACCUUAGCUGUACGCUUUUAAUAAAAGCACUUUAAUUUUUUUAAUGUAUUUAAUGUUUUGCUGUUGAAAGUUUAGUGUGAUUAAAGCUAGGUG